Messenger RNA from Sphenostylis stenocarpa, 891 nucleotides. NCBI's taxonomy places the organism in Eukaryota, Viridiplantae, Streptophyta, Magnoliopsida, Fabales, Fabaceae. The record is from the annotation of a GenBank genome assembly.
AUGGCAGGACAAAGUAAAGAUUCUGGUGUAGGUUCCAACUGGGAGGUAUCUUCUUUUCCGCAUAGUUCAAUUGAUAAAAUUGGAGUGCAGGACAAAAACAUGGAAAGAAAUUUUGUUAAUGCCAACAUGUACCAGCCUCAACCUGAGCAGGAUGAGACUGCUUCAUCUGUUUCUGAGGAUGGCCCUGGUAUUGAGAAUUUUCAAAUUUCUGGUGAUGCUAUUCCGGGAGAAAAGCUUCUUGGAUGUGGAUAUCCAGUUCGUGGAACUUCUCUUUGUAUGUUUCAGUGGGUUCGGCUUCUUGAGGAUGGCACUAGGCACUACAUUGAAGGUAGAUUGGACAAAUCUCUGGGCAUUUUGUUUUUUGAAAUUUUAUGCCUGUUUGCUGGGUGGAGUGGAGCCACAAAUCCUGAGUAUGUAGUUACAGCUGAUGAUGUUGAUAAAUUGAUAGCAGUUGAGUGUAUUCCAAUGGAUGAUAAAGGCCGUCAGGGGGAACUGGUGAAGCUUUUUGCUAAUGAUCAGAACAAAAUAACGUGUGACUCAGAAAUGCAACAUGACAUUGACACAAAUCUUUCUAAAGGAGAAGCAACAUUCAGUGUUUUACUUUUGAUGGAUUCUUCCGAGAAUUGGGAACAAGCGACCCUGUUUUUGAGACGAUCAGGAUAUCAAAUUAGGAUUAACGGUACUGAAGCUACGGUAGUUGCUGAGAAAUUCUCAAAGGACCUAUCGAUUAAGGUUCCAUGUGGUCUCUCCGCGCAAUUUGUGUUAACAUGCUCAGAUGGGUCUUCUCAUCCUCUAAGCACAUAUAGUGUCAGAAUGAGAGACACACUUGUGUUAACUAUGCGAUUCUUCCAGAGUAAGGCAUUGGAUGACAAAAGGAAAGGGAGAGCAUGA